CCUCACCGACGUUGCCCUCACCUGAACUUGAACUGAUGAACUUCCUGCCUUGUAGUUGUUUGUAUGGUGUUUAGGUACUUUGGAGUCUCAUCUUUCUACAGGCUAGGCACAACAUUCAAUUGUUUUCAAGGGCUAUUUUCAUCUAAGGCAUAGUGCGUGAGCCGAGCAUUCGCGCAGCGCAGGUAGACCACAGUUCCGCCGCGAGAGAGGGCUCCUAUCAGGCGUGCAGUGCCGCCCACAGAACAUCCUCCAUUACUUUUAAUCUCCUUGGUCUGGGGGAAAAGUGUGUCUUGAACUUUCACCCCAUAGUCAGGGCUUGCAGAGCACAAAGAUCCUCCACUACAGUUUUCCCAAUGGAUGAUUUAAGCAUCAGCAGUAAUAGUUGCGGUGGUGGGGGUGGCUGCGGAGACUCCAUCAAGGACACAAAAUGUCGGCUCAGUAGUGGGGAACACACGGCACUGCUUAUUGCUAAUAUUGAGCGCAUGCGCGCGGACACGAGCUACUCUGACCUUGUCAUUGCCAUUGAUGACCUAAAGUUCCCAUGUCACAAAGUGAUUUUAGCUGCUGGGUCUCCGUAUUUCAAGUCUAUGUUUGCCUCAGGCAUGGAGGAGAGCCGCAAGCGAGAGAUUGAAUUGAAACAGAUUGAUCCAUUGGUGUUUGGACAAGUCAUACAGUUUAUCUACACAGGAAAUGUGGAGAUCUCUUCCACGACAGUGCAGGAUCUGUUCACCCAAGCACAGUUGUUUCAGAUCAACCCACUGGUUGAGUUAUGUGUUCAGUACCUGGAGAAGUCAAUGAGUGAAACCACAUGCCUGGCAGCCAUGAUGUUGGCCGACUCACACGGGCACGCUCCCAUGUACCAGUUUGCCCUAUGCUUUGCCUGUGAGCACUUCCAUACGGUCAUGUCUGACGAAGAUUUCCUCAAGUUGUCUCCCGAGUGCAUAGUGGAUCUGUUGAAGGAUCGUAGACUCAAGUGCUGUUCAGAAGAGGAGGUGUAUGAGGCAGCUGUACGGUGGCUGGACAGCGAUAUCGAUCAACGUAAGAGCUACCGGUACCAGAUUCUAUCUUGCAUCAAAUUCGCGCACAUCUCGCAGAGCUACCUCAUGGACGAGGUGAUCAAGGCAGGCCACCUGUCUGAACACCAACGUGGCAAGGAGCUACUGGAUGAGGCAGUUCUCUAUCACACUGUGCCCUCGCGGCGACACAUGCUGCCUUCUUACCAGGUGACCCCUCGUUAUUCCUUCCCCUACUAUGAGUGUGCUAUCCUGCUGGGAGGUCGACUUCUUGAUGGACUGAGCAACGACGUGGAGUGCUAUCGAUCAGAUGUUCAAGAAUUCUCACAGCUGAGAACUCUGCCCUUCAAAAAACGCAAUGAAUUUGCUGCUUGUGUGGUUGGGGAUGAGAUUUAUGUGUCUGGAGGUCUUCGCAGCAUCGAGUUCUGGAAAUAUGAUCCUACAUUUGAUACAUGGUUGCGCGGUGCAAACAUGCUUGUAGCAAGGCGACGUCAUGCUAUGGCUGCAGUGGAUCAUGCAAUUUAUGUUCUUGGUGGUUUUGAUGAGGAUAUGGUUCUGGAGUCGAUCGAAAAGUGGGAGAAAAAGUCAAAUAAAUGGGAAGAAACUGGUCAGUUAUCUGUGGCUGUGGAAAACAUGGGCUUCGUGGCAUAUGGUAAACACAUUUAUCUGUUCGGUGGCAAGAACAGCGAGGAGGUGGUGACGAAUAUUGUUCAGUGUUUUGACACAACGACUAUGGUCUGCUGCAUCCUGCAGAAAUCUCUCCCUGCCCAUGAUAUGUGCCUUAGUGCUUGCGUUCUUGAUAGCGCCAUCUACGUGGUUGGCCUUGAGGGAUUUUUCCGCUAUGUACCGCACCAGUCAGAGUGGGAACUGUUGACAGAUAUGAAUCUACCCAGGGAUUUUGUCAGUUUGGCUGUCUUGGACCAGAAACUGUUUGCCUUUGGGGGCAGGAGACGUGGGGCAAAGGACAAUCUAUACUCUGACGCUAUUGAAGUGUAUGAUCCGCAACAAGAGAAGUGGGAAACGGUGGGCACAAUCCCAGUACGUAUGUAUUCAUAUGGAUGUGUACGCAUUCUCCUCAGUCAAUCCAGAAAGGGACAGUCAAGUAUGUAAGAUAAGUUUGAGUGCUUUGAUUUGGGUAGUACAGUCAAACCUGCCCUGACGGCCACCUGUACAAACGGUCACUUUCCAUUUCCCCCCUUGCGUUUUUUCG
Messenger RNA from Aplysia californica (California sea hare), 2223 nucleotides. RefSeq names its product kelch-like protein 24. The transcript is spliced from 7 exons. NCBI's taxonomy places the organism in Eukaryota, Metazoa, Mollusca, Gastropoda, Aplysiida, Aplysiidae. The coding region runs from base 354 to 2123 and encodes 589 amino acids. The record is from RefSeq and is a predicted model, not a curated record. Gene Ontology annotation, molecular function: protein binding.